AUGAAUACCUACGCCUACACGUCUCAAGAACAUCGGCCGCCUAGUCAGAAUCCAGGGACACCUCGGCAGCAGACUUAUAUUGACACCAUAGAUGUCGAGUAUUCUACCUUCCAUACGGCUCCGACGUACACAUCUCCCAGUUACCACACCUCUCAAACAUUCAUUGCUGGGGAACAGGGAAAUGAGAUACGGAUUAUCAGCAACAGUGGCGAAACUACCGGCCGAUAUGUGGAAAUUCAAGGAAAUGGUCGGGAAGACAAGCUAACUGCUAUGAUCGAUUCUUACUUCAUCGAUAGUCCUGGAGCUACUGAUCAUGCUGACGGUUCUCCACAAGGCCAAUGGGUUCAACAACCAAUCCACUAUGUCGCUGGAUCAUCCUCCCACAUGAAGAAGGGCAUUGUACCGAUUACGCAGGAUCGAAUUGACAAAGAGAAGGCAAAACGUGUCAAGCAGGCUGAAGCUGCCAGGCUACGGUAUCAUCGUCUGACCAACGAUGAAAAGAAGGAGCUUAAUUUGAAGAGGACGCUGGCGCAAAAACGUAAAAGACAACGUGAAAAGGAAUUGGAGCAGCUCGAUGAAAUCCUUCGCGCCUCCAACGAUAUCCAAGAGGAUCCCGAUGUUACUGAACAGCUGAAGGAGAAACGGUUGCGGGCGAAAUGGGCCGAAGCUGCUCGUGCACGAUACCAACGUAUGACACCCGAAGAACGGAAAGUGCAUAAUAAUCGUCGACGUGCUAGACAGAUGAGCCAUGCGCUUCUCAUGGCACGGGAGAGUGGCGAACUGACUGGCGACAAAUCCAAAGAUGAGGAGGCGAUCAAGCGCCAAAUCAAGGCUAUGAAUUCCAAGAAAGCUGAGGCCGCCAGACUUCGGUACCAUCGAAUGUCCGAAGAGGAGAAACGCUCAUACAACCAGCGUCGUACCGAGGCAUUCAGGAAGCGUCGCAUCGAAGAAGAAAUGUUGCUCGCCAUGCCGAUCGGACGCAUCAAUGGUGAAGCAUUGGAUAGGGCACAACAGAUUGUUGUGCGAAACGCGAAACGAGCGGAAGCUGCGCGUUUGCGUUAUCAACGAAUGACACCCGAUCAACGCAAGAAUUACAACCAGAAGCGGUACACCCCGAAGCGGGCUAAGCCUGAAUCUGUUCGGAACAAUGCAGCUGAUCACAACGAAUAUGAUGUGCUCACAUCGCUGGAGAAGGAUGUCCUCCGACGCACACAACAAGCUCAGCAAGUCAUUUUGAGGCAGCAGAGACAGCAGACGAUACUGGCUCAGCAACAGUCGUCACAAGCAGUCCAAGCCGUUCCUGCGCCUCAGAGCUACGUGCUGUCCCAAUCGGCUCUUCCGGCGCAGUCGCAUAUAAUGCAAGGCAGCCCAUCGGCGCAUCAAAAUGGACAACACUUCCAAGUUGCCGGACCCAGCUCGCAUGUGUUGCUUUCUGCAAAGCAAGAGCAAUCGUCGCAAGGGGCUCAACACCAAAACAUUGUGCAUCAACAACAAUCCAAUUAUCACAACCCGACGAUGACCCCCUAUGGAGGACCUUUG
Messenger RNA from Mesorhabditis spiculigera, 1539 nucleotides. NCBI's taxonomy places the organism in Eukaryota, Metazoa, Nematoda, Chromadorea, Rhabditida, Rhabditidae. The record is from the annotation of a GenBank genome assembly.